Molecule: messenger RNA, 1611 nt
Organism: Daphnia magna
Lineage: Eukaryota; Metazoa; Arthropoda; Branchiopoda; Diplostraca; Daphniidae
Exons: 1
Coding region: 67-1440 (457 amino acids)
Source: RefSeq, a predicted model, not a curated record
CGGUCUGAUUUAGUGGGGCCGAGGCAAAAAAGACGAAAUGUAAGUGAAGCGGUUCGUGAUAGUUACAUGACAACUGACGUGCACUUAACUUCCUAUGAGGUUGACCAUAGUGCUGGUGAAAAUCAUCUCGCUGUAGUUUCUCGUGUGAAAUUGAACACGGUUGAAGAUCUGCAAAGUGAAACAAGUAAUUUUUAUGACGGUGAAACCAAUUGGGUGUCCAGUGAUAGUGAUGUUGACAAUGACGGUGGCUUAGAAACGUUGUCUACAACUUUGUUAGACGAAAAACUAAUUUUUCGACAGACGAAGACCAUUAGUUUUUUCCGUGAGCAGCUGGCAUCAUGGGUGGUCGAUCGUCAAGUGAAUCAAAGUUAUGUUGACAAAUUACUUUUCAUUCUAAAAACAAUUUCUGAAAGCCAUUUAUUAGAUCUUCCAGAAACAUGUCGUUCAUUAUUACAUACUUUUCGAAAAACCCCGUUAAAAAUAGUCGACCCGGGCCAUUACCAUCACUUGGGAAUUGGUAACGGCAUUUUGCAAAUGCUUUUCAAAUUGAAAAUCAUAAAUCUUUCCAAUCCUACAAUUAAACUCAUUGUUAACGUUGAUGGCAUUCCCAUUGCAAAGAGCUCCGGCAGUCAAUUCUGGCCUAUAUUAGGCCUCAUUGUUGAUAUUUUAAAUUCAAAACCAUUUCUCAUUGGCAUUUACCAUGGUCACAGUAAGCCAAAAAACGCCAACUUGUUCCUUGAAGAUUUUGUAAACGAAAUGUUACAAUUGACAGAGUCAGGGCUUGUAAGUAACGGACAAAAUUUAAAAAUUGCAUUGUUGGGUUUCGUGUGUGAUGCUCCGGCAAGAGCAUACAUAUCGGCCACCAAGUCUCACAGUGGCUAUUCGAGCUGCUCAAAGUGCAUCGAAGAGGGUGAUUGGGAGGGGAAGGUUGUUUUUUUAAACGAAAACGCACCACUUCACAGUGAUGCAACGUUUAGAAAACGAGAACAUGAAGACCAUAACACUGGAAAAACAAUAUUAGAACGAUUGCCCAUUGACAUGGUUCAGUCCUUCCCUCUUGAUUACAUGCAUUUAGUUUGCCUCGGGAUAAUGCACAAGUUGCUUUGGGCUUGGAUUCGCGGUUCUUUAAAAUGCCGAAUUGGUCUCAGAAGUGUUAACAAGAUAUCGAAUUUUUUGUUAGUGAUUUCUAGCUAUAUUCCUGCCGACUUUGCGCGUAAACCCAGGUCCCUUUGCGAACUAGCAAGAUGGAAAGCCACGGAAUUACGUCAAUUUCUUUUGUACACUGGUCCCGUCGUCUUAAAACCAAUUUUACCGAAACCACUCUAUUUGCAUUUUUUAUUACUACACACAGGUAUCAAGAUAUUGACUCACAAAUUGUUAAGCCAACAAUUUAACGAUUACGCAAAACAAUUACUUGUCCAAAAUCUUGCUGUAAUUUAAAACCUUAUACUGCUGCUGACUGCUGUGUAAUUCUUCAUGGCGAGACUAUUGUAAAAAUUUGCAAUUUUGUUAAAAACGAGUCGGGAAUAUUUUUUGUCGGUCAACAGUUUAAAGUAAAAAAAAAUCUGUUUGACUCGCCUAUUGAGUCAUCGUGACUUGGCAUUUAUGUAG